AUGGUACUUGAUUUCUACAUUGGCGUACUCAUUGUGAAUGACAUCUUUUUGGAGGCAAUCAACUACUUCCUGGACCAGGUUGGAAGCCACAACAUGGUGGAGGAUGACAAUCAUGAAGACAAGAUUCACCUAGAAGAGCAAUGCAUGAAGAAGGUGAAGAAGUCUCUGUUGGACCAGGACAUGAGCAAUGACAUGAACUGGGAGAGAGAAUCCGGCAACAAGGACAGCAACAAUGACCAAGAGGAUAUUGAGAUGGUGCAACUGCCUGAUCAAGGUGAGGAUAUGGAGGUGACACAAUUGUUGUGGAAUCAUGUCAUAGAAGACAUAAAAGCUUCAUUGUCCACAGAAAGGCUUGAAGAGCUCCGAAAAGAGGUAUUCGAAGAUGAAGAGUUGUUGGAUAUGUCUGACGACGAAGACGUUGAGCAUGCUCCCUCUAAGUUCGACAAUCAAAAUGUUGAAGAUGCUCCCUCUAAGUCUGACAACCAAGAUGUUGAAGAUGCUGCUGCUAAGUUCAAUAACUAA
Molecule: messenger RNA, 522 nt
Organism: Laetiporus sulphureus 93-53
Lineage: Eukaryota; Fungi; Basidiomycota; Agaricomycetes; Polyporales; Laetiporaceae
Exons: 3
Coding region: 1-522 (173 amino acids)
Source: RefSeq, a predicted model, not a curated record